This is a messenger RNA of Rotaria sp. Silwood2, 733 nucleotides long. The record is from the annotation of a GenBank genome assembly. Lineage: Eukaryota; Metazoa; Rotifera; Eurotatoria; Philodinida; Philodinidae.
GUGCUCAUCCAGUAGCCCAUCUUAGUACUACGAAACUCAGCUGCAGACCGAGUCAUCCAAAAGGAGACCGCACACUUCAUGCCGAAUUAACAAGACAUAUCAGCGAAACAUAUGGGAUGAUCGAUGAAACAGGUCAGUUUCUCACUGGUUAUCGUCUUUGUCGUACCUUUUAUGAGAAAGAGUAUGCAAUAUACAAUGCUACGAAAUCUCAUCAACAGAAUAUGGGAGAAGAUGGGGGUGAAGUGAUGGAUGUUGAUGAUGAAAAUACAGAAAAUCAGCGGCAACUGCAUUCAACAACGAACGAUUUAUCUAUGGCUGACUAUCAAAUCAAUGAAGAACUGGAAUCAUCGACACCUGAAUCUUUCACAGGAAGUGAGGAUAGUGAUGAUAGUGAACAUGGAUACCGACAACAACAAGCAAAGCAUAUCUUAAACAAAGUUUUUCAAGCAUUAAGCAUUACACCAAUUCUUGAUACACGGAAUACCGGUGCAUUAAAUCGGGAUGUUACAAGAGCGAUUCAAGGCAUUAGAAAAUUAGCCGAUGAACUAUGUCAUGUACCUAGUACCAAGACAUUAAAGUCCAACGUGACAUUACUCACAACAGAUGAAAAUGUAUCAUUAAUCGAUGGUCUGAAGCGUCUGUUUGAUUCCAGUGAUUAUGAUGAUCAAGUGCGCCUUCUCACAUUAUCUCCGCCUACCUGGGGUCGAGUACAAAUCGAAAACUUCUUUUUUUG